Messenger RNA from Etheostoma spectabile (orangethroat darter), 4285 nucleotides. RefSeq names its product solute carrier family 8 member 2a (gene slc8a2a). Lineage: Eukaryota; Metazoa; Chordata; Actinopteri; Perciformes; Percidae. Gene Ontology annotation, cellular component: axon; postsynapse; sarcolemma. Bases 367 to 3165 code for a protein of 932 amino acids. The record is from RefSeq and is a predicted model, not a curated record. The transcript is spliced from 15 exons. Gene Ontology annotation, molecular function: calcium:sodium antiporter activity. Gene Ontology annotation, biological process: cell communication; sodium ion transmembrane transport; calcium ion import across plasma membrane.
AGUGAGCUCGCAGCAUCACGUUGGUUAACGGUAAUGUGAGUUAACGGGAAAGUUCAGUCUGUGGGUUGAGCUGUGUGUCGAGACGGGGAUAGUUUUACCGGGCGUGUGUUUCCAAACUUUCAGAAGCAAUGCCAGCCUUUGGUGGAGCUGUGCCAUAAACCCGAAGGGCUCUGCACAGAUCUGACACCCGCUCUCAUCCCAGGCUCUCUGGAGCUCUGUGCGUCCGCAGUAGCCUGGAGGAGGCAGCAUUCUGCUGAUCCAAAAACUGAUCCGAUCUUUGACUCGAAACCGUGAUCCAAAUCGAGCGUCCUCUGACCCAGCGCAUCUCCCAGUGACCCGCAGGCCCCCAUCUCACUCAGGAAUAUCAUGGCAGCCCCCCCAGUUCACCUUUCUCCACUUCUCCUUCUUCUCCUCUCCUUCCUCCUCCUGGCCCAGCCCUGCACCUCCAUCAGGCCCCAGGUUGUGGAGCGAAUGUCAGCCUCUGAGCAGCCUCAGUCCCUCGCUAACUCUACGGGUUCUGGCAAGCGGACAUGUCCGGGCGUCGUCGUGUGUAGACCUGGUAUCCUGCUACCGGUCUGGAUGCCAGUUAACCCUCCAUUGGGGGAGCAGGCAGGGAGGGCUCUUGUCUACUUCACAUGUCUCAUGUACAUCUUCAUGGGUAUAUCCAUCAUUGCAGAUCGCUUCAUGGCAUCCAUAGAAGUCAUCACCUCUCAGGAGAAAGAGGUGACCAUCACUAAACCCAACGGGGAAACCACAGUAACAACAGUAAGAGUCUGGAAUGAGACUGUGUCCAACCUCACGCUCAUGGCCCUGGGCUCCUCGGCACCUGAGAUCCUGCUCUCUGUUAUUGAGGUGUGUGGGCACAACUUUAAUGCAGGGGAGCUGGGCCCCAGCACCAUAGUGGGAAGCGCAGCCUACAAUAUGUUUGUGAUAAUUGGUCUGUGUGUGUGGGUGAUCCCAAACGAUGAGUCUCGCCACAUCAAACACCUGCGAGUGUUCUUCAUAACGGCUUUCUGGAGUAUUUUUGCCUACAUUUGGCUCUACCUCAUACUGGCUGUCAUCUCACCUGGGAUUGUAGAGGUGUGGGAGGCCAUAGUGACACUGCUUUAUUUCCCGGUGUGUGUGAUCUUGGCUUGGAUUGCUGACCGUCGCCUACUCUUCUACAAAUACAUGCACAAGCGUUACCGUGCUGACAAGAGGCACGGCAUUGUGGUUGAAAUGGAAGGUGACCUUGAGGCCAAAGGCAUUGACGUGAUCAUGGAUGGAAAGUUGUCGGAUGCCAGUUCGUGCCCUGGAAACUCCUCCAGCGUGACAGUCUCCGUGCAAACAGGCAAUGAACUAGACCAGAACAACGAUGAGGUGGUCCGGAUUCUGAAAGACCUGAAGGAUAAACACCCAGACAAAGACCUGGACCAGCUGAUUGAGAUGGCCAACUACUCCUCCCUGGUCCACCAGAAGAAGAGCCGUGCCUUCUACCGUGUCCAGGCGACGCGCAUGCUGAUCGGAGCCGGCAACAUAUUGAAGAAACAUGCUGCUGAUCACUCACGUCGCUCAGCAGACCAGGACGCUGACAAGGCCACGUGCUCGCACAUUUGUUUUGAAAGGGCCCGGUACCAGUGCACAGAGAACUGCGGCUCUCUGAGCCUCGGGGUGAUCCUCGAGGGGGGCACAGGCCAGAACACUUUCUAUGUGGACUACUGUACAGAAAAUGGCUCCGCCAAUGCUGGGGCAGACUAUGAAUUAAGUAAAGGAACCCUGGUGUUUAAGCCAGGAGAGAGCCACAAAGAGAUCAAGGUGGGCAUCCUGGAUGACGACGUCUUUGAGGAGGACGAGCACUUCUUUGUGCGUCUUCAGAACUUGAGGUUAGAAGAAGGUGGAAAUGAAGGGGCAGGAACUCCACCAAAGGGUCGGCUAGUGGAGCCACUGGUGGCCACCGUCACUAUCUUGGACGAUGACCAUGCUGGCAUCUUCUCCUUUGGCCAGCGUGUGCUGCGGGUGAGUGAGAGCACAGGCACACUGACGGUGACAGUGGUGAGGAACUCGGGCUCCAGGGGCACCGUCGCCGUGCCCUACCAUACUGAGGAUGGCAGUGCAAAGGCUGGGGUGGACUACGAGGAGGCCAGAGGGGAACUGGAAUUCACCAAUGAAAAGACUAGUCAGACCUUACAGGUGCGCAUUAUAAAUGUGGAGGAGUACGAGAAGCAGGAAAACUUUUUCAUUGUGCUAGAGGAUCCCAAAUGGCUGAAGAGAGGAAUUUCAGCACUGCUGCUAAACCAGGGCAACCCCACCCCUGAGGAGGAAGAGGCCAGGAGGAUCGCUGAGAUGGGCAAACCCAUUCUAGGAGAGCACAGCAGGCUAGAAGUCAUCAUAGAGGAGUCCUGUGAGUUUAAGACUCCCAAUGGAGUACUAGACCAGAACACAGUGGACAAACUCCUGAAGCACACAAAUCUGGCUGUAGUGCUCGGCACUCACUCGUGGAGAGAGCAGUUCAUUGAAGCAGUCACAGUCAGUGCAGGUAAUGGAGAUGAGGAGGAGGGACAGGAGCAGCGAAUGCCAAACUGCUUCGACUACUUUAUGCACAUAACGUGCAUUUUCUGGAAGAUUCUGUUUGCUUGCGUCCCACCCACAGAGUACUGGAAUGGCUGGGCAUGCUUCAUGGUGUCAAUCUCUGUCAUUGGUUUCUUAACAGCCAUUGUUGGAGACCUAGCUUCCCAUUUUGGCUGCACUAUCGGCCUGAGAGACACUGUCACUGCUGUGGUCUUUGUAGCACUGGGGACUUCAUUACCUGAUACCUUUGCCAGUAAAGUGGCGGCCACUCAGGACCAGUAUGCGGAUGCAUGUGUGGGAAAUGUGACAGGAAGCAAUGCGGUUAAUGUGUUUUUGGGCAUUGGGGUGGCCUGGUCCGUGGCUGCCGUAUAUUGGCAAGUCAAAGGUAAGGUGUUCCGGGUUGACCCCGGCUCGCUGGCCUUCUCCGUCACACUCUUCACCAUUUUUGCCUUCAUCGCUAUGGGAGUGCUAAUGGUACGCCGGAGGCCGUCCAUAGGCGGAGAACUGGGUGGCCCGCGGAUCCCCAGAGUCCUCACUUCACUGUUUCUCUGUGGACUCUGGUUCCUGUACAUCCUCUUCUCCAGCUUGGAGGCCUAUUGCCAUAUACAGGGCUUCUGAGGGAGCACAGCUGGGGAGGAGUAACGACUGCACUGACAAACAAACACACAUACCCGGGACUGUUCACCUGUGCGGUUCUGUUCCAGUAACUACCACUGGGAAGGCCGUACGUCCCUUCCACUGCACGACCGUUCCAGUCAGCCGACUUUAUUGUGACAGCACUGAUUCAUUUUCACUUAAGUGGACUAAAUAACAUGCAGUGACUGUUUUUUUGAUAAAGGAGAGCAAAGCAGGAAAGCAUGUACUCUGUAAAGUCACUGGAAGUUGCUUGAUACUGGCUUAACGCCUGAUGGCUCAUAACCUGGAUUUCAAGUUUAGUCUUAUUUCUCCUCACACUUAUAGAGGCUUGGUCAGAUUAGAUUGCCUCAGAUAGUACUUAAAUAAGAAAAUCAAUGACAGCUGCUUUUACACAGAUUUGCAAUGUAGGGACACCUGAGUAUAUCAUCACACUUAUACCAUGGCCGCUUGUCACAGGCAAAGAAGCUGUGUCGAAACAUUUCAUCCAAGUUUGUUGUCAGUAAGCAUUACCCCACAAUUAGGUCUGUUUGACCAAUUAGAGUUCUGUAGCGUAGCUCAAAGCAAAAGUGAUGUUGCUAUGGUUACCUCCAGUUGUCUUUUGGGCUUUUCCACCUUUUAAUAGACAGGACAGCUAGAUGAGAAAGAUGGGGAAGACAUGCAGGAAAUCAUCACAGUGCAGACUUGAGGCAUUCUGUGUAAAUGUGCACCUGCUCUACGAACUGAGCCAACCCGUCCACACCUCCAGUUGUUUGCGCCCAGAUUUAGAACAAUAGUAAUACAACAGCUGGCUGGAUGUGUUUGAGUUGUCUUGGUGUACAAUUCUGGAUGGAACUGCCAGCCAAUUAGAGGUGUUUUCUGUGGCCGUGGUAUAAAAAACGGAGCACAGUUGGGUUACAAUCUACAGUUCGGUAGAUAAGCUGCUGUAGAAUCUCACACUGAUGAAUUGUGUUUCUCUGUUAAAUUAUGUGACAUGAGGCAUUGUGUAGUGAAAUGUAAUUUACCUACUGAAUUCAGUCGCACUAUAAGUAUUGAUAAUAGUAUUGAAAUGUAUAAUUGACAAAGAAGUACACAGGCAAUGAAUUCUAAUAAGCUGUGGAAUGAA